AUCUGUACUGUCAUGUCAUUCUCGUUCUGGAGUAAUGAGAAAUAAUUUUUUGGUCAUUGGGUAUUUUACAGUUGGUUAUCCGUUUAAUCUUUCAGAUGGUUAUUCUUAAAAUAUUUUUCUUAAAAAUUGUUUAGUAUUAAAUCUAUUAUUUGGUUUCUUUUAUUUUGAGAAUAUCACAGGCUGAAAGUAUUACAAAAUGGCUAGUGUAUCGUACCAAAUUGCGAAUCUUUUGGAGAAGAUGACAUCUAAUGAUAAAGACUUCAGAUUCAUGGCUACAAAUGAUUUGAUGACAGAGUUGCAAAAGGACAGUAUAAAGCUUGAUGAUGAUUCUGAAAGGAAAGUGGUUAAGAUGCUCCUUCGUUUACUUGAAGAUAAGAACGGCGAAGUACAAAAUUUAGCAGUGAAAUGCCUUGGACCCCUUGUAAAUAAAGUGAAAGAGUUUCAAGUAGAGAGCAUUGUAGAAACUCUUUGUGCCAACAUGCUCUCAGAUACUGAACAGUUGCGAGACAUCAGUAGCAUUGGUUUGAAGACUGUCAUUUCUGAACUUCCCUUAGGUUCAAGCACCCUUGCAGCUAAUGUAUGUAAAAAAAUUACUGGAAGGCUGAGCAGUGCUAUUGAAAAGCAAGAAGAUGUUUCUGUUCAACUUGAGGCUUUGGAUAUUUUAGCAGACUUGUUAAGUAGAUUUGGUGGUCUUCUGAUAUCCUUCCAUACAAUGUUAUUAAAUUCUUUGCUCCCUCAGCUUGCUUCUCCGCGCCAGGCAGUCCGCAAACGCACCAUAGUUGCAUUAUCACACUUGGUUAUGUCCUGUAAUGCAUCUCUAUACAACAAACUCAUUGAUCAUCUAUUGGAAGGAUUGGGUUCAUCAACAUCAUCUAGUGUCAGCCGUACACACAUUCAGUGCAUUGCUUCUGUAUGCCGUCAAGCUGGUCAUAGAUUUGGUGAGCAGUUAUGGCGUGUUGCACCUCAGGUUCUAGAACAUUCUACAGAUGCUGAUGAGGAAUUACGUGAACAUUGCUUGCAAGCACUGGAAGCAUUUGUCCUCAAGUGUCCUAAAGAAGUGCAACCACAUAUUCCAACGAUUAUAGACCUUUGCUUAAAAAUGAUAACUUAUGACCCUAACUAUAACUACGAAGACGAAGAGGAGGAUGGAGGCGGAGAGGACGAGGAAAUGGAGGAUGAAUCAUUUGCUCCUGAUGCUGAUCCAGAUUCUGACUCGGAAGAAUAUUCUGAUGAUGAUGAUAUGUCCUGGAAGGUGAGGCGUGCAGCAGCUAAAUGUUUAGAGUCUGUUAUUGCCACGCGUCAUGAACUGUUAGCCGAAAUGUAUGUGACAGUUUCACCUGCUUUGAUUGCCCGAUUUAAAGAACGAGAAGAAAAUGUCAAGUGUGAUAUUCUAAGUGCAUAUACGGCUUUGUUAAGAGCUACACGUCCGCCACCCGCUCUUCAAAUACCAAUUGCUCCAACAGAUAACUCUCCACAAGCUUUGCUUCUACAAAGGGUGGCGGGCGUGGUGCGCGGUGCACUGCGCGUGAUCCGCGGGCGCAGCGUGCGCGCGCGCGGCUGCGCGCUGGCACUGCUGCGCGAGUUGCUGGCCGCCGCGCCCGGCUGCCUCGUCGACCACGCCGCCAGGGUCAUACGCGCGCUUACACCCGCGCUCACUGACAAGAGCACGGCGUCAUCGAUGAAGAUCGAGACGCUGGUGUUCGUGGUGUGUCUGGUGCGCGGUCACGGCGCGGGCGCGAUGCGCGGCCACGUGGCGGCGUUGCUGCCCGCCGUGCUGGCGUGCGUGCACGACCCCUUCUACAAGGUCACCGCGGAGGCGUUGCGCGUGCUGCAGACACUCGUCAAGGUCAUGCGUCCGCUCGAGAAUGUAGAGAACAUAGAGGGUAAAGAAGAGGUGUUCGUGGAGCCGCCACCAGAGGAGUUGCAGCCGUUUAUUCCCGCGAUGUACGAGUGCACGCUUGUACGCUUGCGUGCCACCGACAUGGACCAAGAAGUGAAAGAGCGCGCCAUAGCCGCUUGCGGACAACUCAUAUGCCACUUUGGAGAUUAUCUGCAGAAUGAGCUUCCCGUGUGUCUACCUAUAUUUUUAGAACGGUUACGUAACGAAAUAACGCGUCUGACAACUGUUAAAGCGUUAACUAAAAUAGCCUCUUCGCCUCUACGAAUUGAUUUAAGACCUAUUUUGCCCGAUGCUGUUCCUAUCUUGGGAUCAUUUUUGAGAAAGAACCAAAGGGCUUUGAAGCUGUCUACAUUAGUAUUGCUGGACACUCUGGUACAAAACUACAGCAAUGCAAUUAGUAUUGAAUUAUUGAGCAAGGUGCUGACGGAGGUGCCGGCGCUGGUGAGCGAGGCGGACCUGCACUGCGCGCAGACGGCGCUGACGCUGGUGCGCGGCGCGUGCCUGCGCUGCCCGCACGCGCUCACGCCCGACGCGCGCCACGCGCUCACGCCCAACAUCCUCGCGCUCGCCAAGUCGCCGCUGCUGCAGGGGGGCGCGCUGGCAGCGAUGCUGGGCGUGCUGAGCGCGUUGGUGGCGGCGGAUGUGGCGGGCUGCUCGCGGCGCGAGCUGCUGGCGCUGCUGGUGGCGCCCGUGCACCGCGCGCACGACCACGCCGCGCACGCCACCGCGCACUACACCAAGCAGGCGUUCCACUCGCUGGCGAAGUGCGUGGCCGCUGUGGUAGUUGAGGGCGGUGCGGAUGCUCUGGACGUAGUGCGCGAGUUCCUACGUGACGCGGCGCGACCACCGUCCGAUCCACACCAUAUGUUCGCGCUGCUCGCGCUCGCCGAGAUCGGCAGGCACUUGGAUUUGAGCUCCAUCCCGAAUCUGAAGGAAGUUCUGUUGGAGUCGUUCACACCGUCUUCCGAGGAAGUGAAGUCUGCGGCGAGCUACGCCCUUGGCUCGGUGGCGGUCGGCAACCUUCCGGAGUUCCUGCCUUUCAUAUUAGGCGAGAUCGAAGCGCAACCCAAACGACAGUAUUUAUUAUUGCACUCCUUACGAGAGAUUAUUACCUCAGAGUCAUGCACGCCAGAGGGUGUAGAAGCUUUGAGGCCUUUUAUACGAGAGAUAUGGGUGCAACUGUCCAAACAUUGUCAAUGUGCAGAGGAAGGGUCUCGCAAUGUAGUAGCAGAAUGUUUAGGAAAAUUAUGUUUGUUAGAACCACAAGAACUAUUGCCUCAACUGAAGGAGUUUUUGAAAUCACCGGAACCUCUCACUAGAACAACUGCAGUUACAGCUGUAAAAUUCACCAUUUCUGAUCAGCCGCAAGCAAUAGAUCCGUUGCUGCGCGCGUGCAUGCCGGAGCUGUUGGUGCCGCUGCGGGACAGCGAGCUGGGCGUGCGGCGCGUGGCGCUGGUCGCCUUCAACUCGGCCGCCCACAACAAGCCCUCUCUCGUGCGCGACCUGCUGCCGCACGUGCUGCCUACCAUCUACCAGGAGACCAAAGUCAAGAAAGAACUGAUCCGCGAAGUGGAGAUGGGUCCGUUCAAGCAUUCUGUCGACGACGGGUUGGACUUGCGCAAAGCGGCGUUCGAGUGCAUGUACACACUCCUGGGCACAUGCCUGGACAGGCUUGACGUGUUCGAGUUCCUGCGGCACGUGGAGGACGGCCUGCGUGACCAUUACGACAUCAAGAUGCUCACCUACCUCAUGUGCGCCAGGCUCGCGCAACUCUGUCCUGCUGUCGUGCUACAAAGGCUAGAGAGCUUAGUGGAGCCUUUAAGAGUGACAUGUACUAUGAAAGUGAAGGCCAACUCUGUGAAGCAAGAAUAUGAGAAACAGGAUGAAUUGAAGCGCUCUGCUCUGCGGGCAGCUGCUGCUCUACUUCAAAUACCCGAGGCUGAGAAAAACCCCCAUCUAAUGGAGUUCGUGACGCAAAUCAAGACGCUCCCAGACCUACAGCCAAUCUUCGAGUCGAUCCUGAAAGACUCGACCGGCGGUGGUGUGGACUCGAACCUGAUGGAUCAGAGCUAGCCGCGCCCCGCCGCCUCGCCUUCGCCGCCAUUGCUGCAUACACUUCGCAUUUAAUGUCUGUCUCGCUCGCUCAUACACGCAAGUCCAUUCGUUUUUUGUUUCCCUUUGUUUUUUAUUUUUUUGAGAACCCUGUUCUUCCCUGUUUAUUAUUGUAUAAAAGUUUGAAAGUUGA
Messenger RNA from Galleria mellonella (greater wax moth), 4145 nucleotides. It is a transcript of the gene Cand1, whose product is annotated as cullin-associated NEDD8-dissociated protein 1. The transcript has 24 exons. Gene Ontology annotation, biological process: SCF complex assembly; protein ubiquitination. Gene Ontology annotation, cellular component: nucleus. The record is from RefSeq and is a predicted model, not a curated record. Lineage: Eukaryota; Metazoa; Arthropoda; Insecta; Lepidoptera; Pyralidae. The coding region runs from base 197 to 3973 and encodes 1258 amino acids.